Messenger RNA from Aureobasidium melanogenum CBS 110374, 705 nucleotides. RefSeq lists its product as uncharacterized. The record is from RefSeq and is a predicted model, not a curated record. The transcript has 2 exons. The coding region runs from base 1 to 705 and encodes 234 amino acids. Lineage: Eukaryota; Fungi; Ascomycota; Dothideomycetes; Dothideales; Saccotheciaceae.
AUGUUGUGGUAUAGAGCUCUGAGCGUGGAAGAUGCAUGCGGCUGGAUGGCGGCAGUGGCAUGCGCAACAACACCUCUGCUGCUGCGCGGAAGACAUGUGAGCAACGGCGAGAGUAUGAUAGCACCGUUCUGUAUGUGCGAGAAGGGCUUUACCUAUGCCUACUCUACUGUCUUCAUGCCUACGACACUCCACCGUUACCCAAGAUUGAGAACGAGACCUUCGCUAUCGUCCAAGAGUCCGGCGCAUGAUUACCCAGCCGCCGAUGGCAGACGCACCCAUCGCCCAGCCGCCGGCGCCCCUGCACUGAGACAACUCACCUUCAGAACUGACGACAGACCUCCGAAGAGGCUCCAGACGAUCCAGCACCCUCUGUCGGCACUGACCUUUCAUCUGCACAAGGAGUGCCCUCGCCAUCCGCCAGUCUCAAGCCACAGCCUCAACAUAACCUCUCUGCUGUGCCAUCGAGGCAUGAACAGACGGUCUGAGAUCAUGCAGCCCAACAGCAUACUUCCAGCAGGACCACUUCUCACACAGAGCGACUUACGCCCACGUACGCCGACCCGAAGCAAGCAACCCCAACUGAAUUCGACACCACGAGUCCCAAGCUCUUUCGUGACUUGGAGACUGCAAGAGACAAAGCAAAAGAGAAGGAAACAGGAGAGGAUCCAGAGUUCGAACAAUUCAGGACAUGCGAGUCCUCGUUGA